Miscanthus lutarioriparius is the source of this 1254-nucleotide messenger RNA. NCBI's taxonomy places the organism in Eukaryota, Viridiplantae, Streptophyta, Magnoliopsida, Poales, Poaceae. The record is from the annotation of a GenBank genome assembly.
AUGGCCCUAUUCCCCUUUUUUUUUGAAUCUAUGGGUUGUGGCUCUGUCUCUGCAAAUUGCAAUAUGCUAGAACCAGAGGAUAAUAUGGAUUCAGUGGGCACUGGCACUCAAUUUGAUAGUCUGGAGACUCAGGCAAUGGUAAUGGUGCCAAUGUCAGUAGUUGCACAACCAUCACUGGAGACUCAGGAGCAAGGUAAAACCGAAGGAACUAAAAAAGUGGUCAUUGAUGUGGAUGAGAAGGAAACUGAAAAAACUCAGAGAAAGGAGUUGGCACCAAGGUCUAAGAUGUGGCAACAUUUUAUCAAGAUCAAGGACGACAAAGGACUUUUGAAGGCUGGAAGGUGCAAAUAUUGCCACCAUGACAUCAAGGCUGACACAAGGGGACAUGGAACAUCUGCAUUGAAGAAACACUUUGGUACAUGCAAAUGCAAUCCUCAUGUUUUCAACAAGGACCCAAAGCAAGGCACCUUGCAAUCAUGUUGGGGGGAAGCCCCUACCACUUGGAGGUUUGAUCAAGAAGCACUUAGAGAAGCCUUUGCUGAGAUGUUUAAAGAAAUUGCUAAGGAAGAGAAAGUGGACAACAAAGCUUUUUUGAAACUUGAUGUUCCGACAAGGUGGAAUUACACAUAUUUGAUGUUGAAGGCUACAAUUGUGUAUGAGAAAGUGUUCUUAAAGUUAGUUGAAGAUGACACUAAUUAUGUUAUUGAUCUGUCUGAAGCAAGGGAUGGUUUUGGGCAUCCCGAUGAAGAUGAUUGGGACAAUGCAAAGAAGAUGGCACAAUUUCUACAUCAUUUCCAUGACCUUACUGUCCGUAUCUCUUCUUCUCUCCAAGUCACUCGCAACACUUUCUUUCAUGAGAUUGGAGAAGUCUAUCUGUUGAUUCAAGAAUGGCUGAACAGUGAAGAUAAUUUGCAAGUAUCAAUGGGGAUGAGAAUCAAGGACAAUGACAGGCAACAACAAGAGCAAGAUAGGGAUAAAGGGCGGAGCAAGGGCAGGGGGAAGGAGAAGGAGAAGGACAAGGAGAACAUCAAUUUAUUCAUAUUUGUGGCUGCAUUCCUUGAUCCAAGAUACAAAUUAUCUUUGUACACAAAGAUUAGCGUUGAAGAGAUAUUUGGUGAGGAAAGAUGUCAAUUGAUUUGGGCAGCAAUUAAUACUUGUGUGAGAGAGCUGUUUGAAGAAUACAGGAGCAUGUAUGCUCCAAGUGAAGAAACAACUCAAGUAAUUGAUGCUGAUCAAUCUAAGCGAGGUGCAUGA